Messenger RNA from Closterium sp. NIES-67, 1196 nucleotides. NCBI's taxonomy places the organism in Eukaryota, Viridiplantae, Streptophyta, Zygnematophyceae, Desmidiales, Closteriaceae. The record is from the annotation of a GenBank genome assembly.
AUGGCCACAUCCCCGUACCCAGAGGCGAUCAAAGAGGAGGAAGGGUCCGUGGAGGGCCGGAAUGUUCCAAUGCCGGAUGUGACUCUAGAGGAGGAGCUCGCCGAAUCCCUCAUGCCGCUCAAGUGGGUGUUCUUCCCCGAGGCAGACCCCAUUCAGCAGUUCGUGGAAAGCCGUGGCGGGAGAAGAUCUGGGUGUUCCUCAAGGGCGUGUUCCCGAUCCUGGAGUGGCUGCCCAAGUACGACCUGUGGUACUACCUGCUGGGUGACAUCAUCGGGGGGGUGUCCAUCGCUAUAAUGUCCGUGCCUCAGGACCUCUAGUGAGCAAGUACGCCAACCUCCCUCUCUCGCCCCGCCAACCUAGCCCGGCCAACCUAGCGCCCCGCUUGUGUGUCCCUCUGUGUGUGUGUCUACCUCCCCCUCGCCCUCUCGCGCCAUCCCAGGACGUGUCAUACGCCAAGCAGCAGUUUCAUCCCGCCUCUGCUGUACCGCGAUACAGGGCUCCUCCAAGCACUUCAUGAUCGCCCCUGUGUCCGUCGUGUCUCAGCUGCUGGGCAUCACCCUCAGCGCCAUAGUGGACCCCAACGCCGACCCUGCUCUCCCCUCUUCCCGUCGCACAAGCCCGUGUGGGUGCAGAGGGUCGAGGCUCUGGAGGCCGAGGGAAUCACAGUGAGCGAGGAGGAGCAAGCUGCAGAGAUGAUGAUGACUGAUUUGUGAUUGUGAUUGAAGAGAAGUGAUUAUGCUGUCUGGCAUGUUGAUGCUUUGUAGGCGGGGGCUCUGGAGGCCAAGGGGGUUGCUGUGAGAGAGGAGCAAGCCGCACAGAUGACGCUGAUUAUGAUGGUGCUGAUGGUGAUAAUGAUGGCGGUGGGUGACAUCUGAUGCUGAUGGCGCCUGUAAUGUGCUGGUGCCGGUGCUGGUGGGUGGAUGAGCAUGCAUGACCUAGAGCCUCAGAUGGCCCGCGCUGCGCAGAGCUGCCGGGGGGCACAUGAAACUCCCCAGGGUCCAUUCUCCACCUCCAGUCUACUGUAGGUACUAAACAAGGUCAGGCGUUCCUGGCCAGGUUGUGUGCGCCUGUUUUUCCUGCUGCUUGUUUCCUGCCUCACCUGCUUAAAGUCAUGGGACAUUGGAUCUUGGGGCGUACCGAUCUUGAAGCCUAUUUCUGUAAAGUAUUGUAUAUUUAUUGCAGCAUACCCUGCUGAA